Myotis myotis is the source of this 5289-nucleotide messenger RNA. It is a transcript of the gene PTGFR, whose product is annotated as prostaglandin F receptor. The transcript has 3 exons. Gene Ontology annotation, cellular component: plasma membrane. Gene Ontology annotation, biological process: inflammatory response; positive regulation of cytosolic calcium ion concentration; adenylate cyclase-activating G protein-coupled receptor signaling pathway. Bases 380 to 1507 code for a protein of 375 amino acids. The record is from RefSeq and is a predicted model, not a curated record. Gene Ontology annotation, molecular function: prostaglandin F receptor activity. Lineage: Eukaryota; Metazoa; Chordata; Mammalia; Chiroptera; Vespertilionidae.
GGGGCGGAGAGGAGAGAGAAGAGAAAGGGGCGGAGGUCACCCUCUUCCUCCAUCCCUCCCAGGCUGCGAGCGCCGCUAGGUGCUGAGGAUCCCAGGAAACGAGCACCACCGGCAGGUUCCGCCCAGGGGGAGCGGACGGCGGGGCCAGCAGGGAGACUUAGCCCGAGCCCGAGCCCGAGCCGGGAGCGAGCGGGAGCGCAGUGCUGCGCCCGGGAACCCGUGGCGAAGGGCGGCGGGCGCGCGAUGGCGCACGGAGCGGUGCGCUCUUCUGCUCCGCCGUGAGCCCUGCCGGCGACCGGGAUGCAAGAUGCCGGGACUACAAGCCUGCACUCUUCUCAGAGGGAGAUGACUUGAGCAGCCCGCGUUUAUCUCCACAACAAUGUCCAUGAACAAUUCCAAACAGCCAGUGUCUCCUGCAGCUGGGCUCCUUUCAAAUACAACUUGCCAGACGGAAAACAGGCUUUCUGUCUUUUUUUCAAUAAUCUUCAUGACGGUGGGGAUCUUAUCCAACAGCCUUGCCAUUGCUAUACUCAUGAAGGCCUAUCAGAGGUUUAGACAGAAGUCCAAGGCAUCGUUUCUGCUCUUGGCUAGUGGCCUGGUGAUCACAGACUUCUUCGGCCACCUCGUCAACGGAACGAUAGCAGUGUUUGUUUAUGCUUCUGAUAAAGACUGGAUCCGCUUUGACCAAUCAAACAUCCUGUGCAGUAUUUUUGGUAUCUCCAUGGUAUUUUCUGGCCUGUGCCCGCUUUUUCUGGGCAGUGUGAUGGCCAUUGAGCGAUGUAUCGGAGUCACCAAGCCAAUAUUUCAUUCCACAAAAAUCACAUCCAAGCACGUGAAAGUGAUGCUGAGCGGGGUGUGCUUGUUUGCCGUUUUCAUAGCUUUGCUGCCCAUCCUUGGGCAUCGAGACUAUCAAAUUCAAGCAUCGAGGACCUGGUGUUUCUACAAAACAGAACAUAUCCAAGACUGGGAAGAUAGGUUUUACCUUCUCCUUUUUUCUUUUCUGGGGCUCUUAGCCCUUGGGGUUUCAUUCUUGUGCAACGCCAUCACAGGAGUUACACUUUUAAGAGUGAAAUUUAAAAGUCAGCAGCACAGACAAGGCAGGUCUCAUCAUUUUGAAAUGAUCAUCCAGCUGCUGGCCAUCAUGUGUGUCUCCUGCAUCUGCUGGAGCCCGUUUCUGCUGACGAUGGCCAACAUUGGAAUAAAUGGAAAUCAUUCGAAGGAGACCUGUGAAACAACACUUUUUGCUCUUCGAAUGGCAACAUGGAAUCAAAUUUUAGAUCCGUGGGUGUAUAUUCUUCUGCGGAAGGCAGUCCUGAAGAAUCUCUACAAGCUUGCCCGACGCUGCUGUGGCGUGCAUGUCAUCAGCUUACAUAUGUGGGAGCUUAGCUCCAUUAAAAAUUCCUUAAAGGUUGCUGCGAUUUCUGAGUCACCGGUUGCAGAAAAAGUAAAUCAGCAAUCACCUAGUUUAAUAGGACAGCAAGUCAGUGUAGGUAUGGGACAAAAUUAAGAAACGUUUUGGCAAUAUUUUAAUUAAUUGGAUAACUUUUUAAAGCCUAACUGGAAUAUUCCGGCCUCAGCAAGUAGUUUGGGGGGCACUUAGGUCAGAUUCAGCUUUUGAAAUUUGUAAAAUUAGCUGUUUAAUUGCACAUUUUCACUUUGUUUUGUCAACUGCAGAUAAACACAAUGAAAUAAUGCCAUGGAAGUCAAAUUGAAAACAAUUUUGGGCUUACCUGGGUUAUUUCCUGCUUUUGGAAUGAGUGACUCUGUUGAGUCCUAAAGCAUUCACUUGGCCUGUUUGCCUAAGAGCAUCUUAAAACUACCUGCACCAUGAAAUGGCUAUUUGGGGUCCCUGCUCCGUAGCUGUUCCUUAUAGACUAGGCUUCAUGAAAUGAAGCCCUCUUGAUUUUUGAUCUGGCCUCAUCCUGUGACCUCAGCCAAUAUAGGCAUGGUCAUGUCACAUGGGAAUCACCGUGGCUUAUUAUAAUGACCUCUGUAUACACCAGGUGUGGCUGUCAGGUUGCCUGGUCUUGCGAGCCUGUUUAGAAUGUGUCUAUCUUUGUCAUAUUUGACAAAUGUGACUGCUAGCAUUGGUUAUUAUGAAGGCGAGUGGUUUUCUUGGUAAGUUGUAGAUUUGCCUGGUUUUCAAAUAAUCACCCUUUCCUCUGAAAAUAUUCCAGUGCAAAUAAAUAAUUUUUAGAGAAACAAAGGCUCUGUCUUAGCACAUAUGGAGGCGAUUUGCACUAUUGCAGUUCCUGAGAAGCUCUGCCAUGGAUCAUGCAAAUGGAACUUCAACCCAGUGGUAGGUGCAAAGAAGCUUGGCAAAGGCACUCUAUUCUGAGCUGUCAUUUCUGUGUCAGAGAACAAGAGAAGCACAAUCUAUAUAUAAAUAUACAAAGACAAUCUACAGGUAGUGUGUUUUUGCUUUCCACUUCUCUCUCUCUCUCUCUCUCUCUCUCUCUCUCUCUCUCUCUCUCUCUCUCACACACACACACACACACACACACACACACACCAAAGGACAUCAGAAAUUUCUGUUGAAAGCAGCUUCAUUAAAUCUGUAAGACAGAAUCUUCUAAAGCUGGAGCUACCAGUGUUAAAGGGAGGAUUGGCAAUCAGCCAGGCAUUUGGAGCUCAUUACAAUGGUUAACCAAGAGAUCAAAGGGUAAUAAUCUUUCCCCAAAUUUCUCAUGAAUACUUUAGACUUUUUCUUCACUUGUUUGUAUAAUUCAACCCAUGGAGUUUUAGUAAUCCUUCAAAAAGUCCUGGGUCCAUCAGACAUCAGAGCAUAGGCAGGUAGUUCUGCUUUAUCACAGAACUGUAAAAGAAUUCAUUGUCUUCAUUAACUGGGGUAUGUUUUAAAAUUAAUCUUUCCUGUGAUACUGAUUUCAGAUUCUCCAGGAAAUUUGUGCAGUUCAACUAGACUUAAAUUACAUUCACAGGUUUUUGCUUUUGAUUGGUAAUGUACAUUGGAAGUUAUUGUCUACUUUUGUGAAUUUUGGAAAAUUCUCAUGAAUAAGUUAAAAUAAAUUAAGCAAAUAGUCUCACUGAAGACUUAAAGGCAAGCAUUUUUUUUCCAGUGAAUUUAAAGGGAAACGCAUAUAUACACACUGACACAUAUAUUCUCAAUAUAAGAAUAGUAAAUGAUUAAUCAUACAAAUUUAGUUUAUUCUCAUUUAUAGAGCACACAGUAGAUGCUCGAUAAAUACUUGCCUAAUUAAAUCACAAGAAUUCUUGGUAUGAAAUAAGCAUGGAAUUGCAAAGAUUUUGUACAUUUUUAAUUUAAAUUGACAAUGACAUGUUUAUUGUGAGAUAUAUGUGCAUAUAUUUGUGUAUGUAUGUAUAUAUAUCUCCAGUGUAUAUGCUUUAAAAAAGCCAUUGCAAUUUAUGAUUGCUGUUAUAUUAUAUAAUGUUCUCUUGUGUUUCAAGAGGACUUAAAGCCCAGAAGACCUUUGAGAUGGUUCAGAGAUGAUAUCUAUUUCUUACAGCUGCUUAAGAGCGUGGGUGUACUGUGAACCGAGGCACAGGGAACCAAAGCUCCAUCCUUCUUCCUUAUGCUGGGUAGGAGGCUGCAGCGACCUGGGAGAGGUGUGAGGGAGAAACUCAUUCAGAGUUCCAGUCCUCUUUUUCUUGAGACUUCUUCUAAUUGCAUGGCAUAAUUGUUGUUCUAUUGCUGUGAUGCCACCCUGGCCACUGUGUAACUCUAUGGAGAAGAUUCUAGGACACGACCAUAUGUGGAAAUGCAUGAACAUGCAAGGUUUGGGAAGUGACAGGAGACUCACUCUGUGCAUAUCCAGGAAGGAUUACCUAUAUUAUUUGAGCACAGGUUCAGGAAAACUAAAGUGUUUUAUGAUGAUGCUAAAUCCAAGAAAUAGACACCAAAAAUUGGAAAUAAGUUUAGUAAAAGAAAAUACGUUUACAUUGUUUUAGGCUUCCACCCAAGGAAAUGAAGUGAAUACAACCAUGUGCAUAUCUGACUUCAGAAUUUUAUUCCUGUUAUUAUGCAUAUUUCAGUGUAGUUAGUAAUUUAUUGUAUUAUGAAUAAUAGAGUGAAGCAUUCACUAACUUUCAUAUAAAUGUUCAAAGCAGAAGCAUAUUUGUUCAGAUUACUAGACAUAAAUAGUACAAAUAAUGUUCAACCAGUUUACCAAUUUUGUCUUUUCAAGCCCUGUUUUAAAAUUCAUAAUUAGACCAGAGUAACUAUAUUUCCCUUGUCAUUGAGUAAAGUAGUAUCUAAGCAACUUAUACUAUUUGUCAUCUUAUUUCUGGGGAAUUAUAUUAUUAUGGGCAAAUGACUUGAAAGUGCCAAACUUUUCCUGAGGUUAAUGAAGUCUAAAAAAAUAAGACCAAAGAAAGAAAAAGAAAAAGAAUCCAAUAGAAAAUGGGUUUUUAUAAUUAUGUAUACAGAGCCAGAUAAUGCUGACUCAUAAUUAGCCAUAGAUGCAUCCCCAACACCAGACUUUUUACUGGUGGAUUUAACUCAGUGAUAGAAAUAUGCUUUUUGAUUUUUUUUUCUAAAGGCAGAAACUUGUUUCUACUUAUCUGUAUUGCAAAAGUGGAAGAUACUUUAAAUUUCACACACACACACACACACACACACACACACACAUCUAUGUAACAAAUGGUCUUGUUUGUCCAUUUUCAGACUUUAAAAAAACAUGCCUUAGUUGUGUGUCUAAUCUUAGAACCCAAGUAAGAGCACUUGUUUAAUACAUAGAGUGAACUUUCUGUAAAACUUGCUCGCUACACUCACCUGUAUUGUCAUCAUUGUUCCAAAUUAAUAAACUGCCUAAGGUCAAAUACAUAGAAUGUAAAUAUACGUUUUCUUACUUCUUCAUCUGGGUGUCAGGAUAUUUUACCAUCUAGUAAAUAAUGUUGGACUUCAACUUGUUACUGACAUAACUUAGAUGAAUGUCUUCUGUGAAUAGAUGUACUUUGUGCUCUUCAGACUUGUUGGAUUGUGUAAGGGAGUAGCUACUGAUAUGCAUAUUUUGAGGCUUGCAUUAGUGUGCCACUCAUAAUUUUCAUGUGUUGACCAGUUUAAAACUUCAAACAAAUUAUUUUAUAAUAAACUUGGACUGGUAUUUAUCAAGAGUGGUUAUUUUUUAGGAAAGUCAUAUAAAAGUUGGAACUCUUGAAACUAAACUCCCAUUUUUAUUUGCUAUGCCAGUGAUUUUCAACCAUUUUCAUCUCAUGGCACACAUAAACUAAUUACUAAAAUUCUGUGGCACACCAAAAACUAUUUUUUUUGCCUAUGUGACAAAAAAUAGGAAUAAUUUUGAUUCAUUCACA